AUACAUAAUUUAUAUAAAUAUUUUGUUUUUUUUUACUUUUUACCUGCUUUUUAUUAUAUAAACACAAAUAUGGAUAUUAAGUGUGCUUAUAUAUCUAGUAACUGUAAUCAAACCCCUUCUGCCGCAGAUUGUAGUAAAAACAAUGUUAUUGCUUAUGGAUCAUCAAAUGCAGUGUUGAUCUAUGAUCCAAAUUUUGGUAGUGGUGGCAAGGUGAUCCAUACUCUGGUAUCACACACAAAAAGGGUUAACACUGUAAGAUGGAUCCGGGGUGUAACAAAUGAAGAACAAGAAAUAAUUUCCGGAUCUGCAGAUGGUUCUUUAAUAGUAUGGUCCUUGGUGGAAGGAACUUACAGGCCCAGUUAUUUAAGGCAUAAUGAUUUUAAUAAGAAUUUAGGAGUUAACAUUGUUGAUGGAUAUUAUUUUAAUGGAUCCACUUUUGUAGUAUGUGCUGCAACUGACAGUAGCACUCUUCGGAUAUGGAAAAGAAGUACCAGAAAUUCAGAAUUUGAUCUUGUGGAGAGCUUCCACUAUGGCAAAAAGACCAACCCCAACUACUGUGUAGGCCUGAGACUUGGAUUAUUUUCUAAAGAAAAUCAACUGGUUAUAGCAUGUGCUUUGGACAAUUGGAAAAUCGAAGUAAUAAUCCAAAAUACAUCAGAUGAAAAAUGGAUAAAACAUACAACACUUUUUGGACAUGAAGACUGGGUUAGAGGUUUAGACUUUAAAAAUGAUGUUAAUGGAGACUUGCUGUUAGCGUCAUGCUCUCAAGAUUCACUUAUUCGAAUAUGGCGUUUUUCACAUUGUGGCAAAAAAUGUCUUUCUGCAGAGGCAAUGUUGGAAACAGUAUUGUCCGGCCACGAAGGGUGGGUUUACUCAGUGCAUUGGAAUCCUAAAAAUAUGCAGUUACUCUCCGCCUCUAUCGAUAAAAGCAUGAUUAUAUGGGAAUAUGAUAAAACUUCAGCUCUUUGGCUAGAAAAAAUUCGAGUAGGAGAAGUAGGUGGUAACACUUUAGGAUUUUACGGAGGUUUUUUUAAUGAAACGGGUAAUGAAAUAAUCGCCUACAGUUACCACGGAGCAUUUCACAUUUGGGCAGAGAACAAAAACGGCCUUUGGGAUCCCGCUGUUAGUCUGGGGGGUCAUUUUGCAGAAGUUACAGACCUCGCGUGGGAACCUCAAGGGGAAUUUUUAUACUCGGUUAGUGCAGAUCAGACUGCCAGGAUCCAUGCGCCUUGGAAAAAAGAAAAUAAAGAGAUGACCUGGCACGAAAUUGCAAGAUCACAAGUCCAUGGGUACGACUUAAGUUCCUUAGCUGUUAUAUCAAGAUAUAAAUACGUAUCUGGAGCGGAAGAAAAAGUUAUUCGUGUCUUUGAAGCACCUGGUAUAUUUAUUGAAAAUUUAAGAAGAUUAUGUAGAAUAAAUGAAGAGGGUGAUACAGGCUUGUCAAUACCUAAGGGUGCAUCAGUCCCUUCGUUAGGUCUUUCAAAUAAAGCAGUAUUUACAGAUGACAACAUUGAAGAUACUCUACCAGUAGACAACAAAAACCCUUAUCCAGAAGAGUCCCAUUUUGUAGCUCAAACUUUGACAGAGCCCCCCACAGAAGAAACGCUUUUGCAAAACACAUUAUGGCCAGAAACUCAGAAACUUUACGGUCAUGGCUAUGAAAUAUUUUCAUUAGCAGCAUCACCGGAUGGAAAAUAUUUGGCUUCGGCAUGUAAAUCUUCCAAGUUAGAGUAUGCCGCCAUCCUUAUUUGGGAAACUAAAAAUUGGCAACAGAUUCAAAAGUUAAUAUCUCAUUCCUUAACGGUAACUCAAAUGCAAUUCUCGCCCGACUCGCAGCACCUACUUUCCGUAUCUAGAGAUAGAAGAUGGUCACUUUUUACCAAAUCUGCAGAGGAUAACUUCGAAUUGGUAGCGACUACCAAUAAACAAACUGCCAUUCAUACAAGAAUAAUAUGGACUUGUGCCUGGACUCAUGAUUCAAAAUAUUUUGCCACUGGAUCUAGAGAUGGAAAGAUCAUAAUGUGGACACAGAACCUUAAGAAAGAUUCUGUUCCACCUUUAGGAUUAUAUGAAAACGCUAUGGAACCAAUGGAAUUUCCAGGCGAAUCAGUGACUGCACUCUCGUUUGGCCCUGGUUUAGUUAAUAAUGGAUACAUUUGUGCUGUGGGUACUGAAAAAGGAAUCAUUGAAAUAUUUUUUUUUGAAAAUUUACAAUUUCGCAAAGUUCUACGGUUGGACCAUAGCGUUGCCCACCAUUUAACUGUAAAACGAUUAGCGUUUAGACCUCGCUUUGGAAAAGCUGGCGAAAAGGAAGAAAAUAGUCGUGUGUUACAAUUAAGUAGUUGUAGUUCAGACUCAUCUGUAAGGGUGUACGAUCUUAUUUUGUAAUAAUAAUUUAAUGUAUUUAAGUUUCACCUUCAGUGACUUGAUAGUUAAGUUCAAAACUUUUUAUUGAAAUAUUUGAUUUUUUUUAUUUCAUAUUUGGUAAAUAUAAGUUACUAUUAUAGUUGA
Messenger RNA from Anthonomus grandis grandis, 2511 nucleotides. RefSeq names its product elongator complex protein 2 (gene Elp2). The transcript has 11 exons. Gene Ontology annotation, molecular function: protein binding. NCBI's taxonomy places the organism in Eukaryota, Metazoa, Arthropoda, Insecta, Coleoptera, Curculionidae. The record is from RefSeq and is a predicted model, not a curated record. Gene Ontology annotation, cellular component: elongator holoenzyme complex. Bases 70 to 2388 code for a protein of 772 amino acids. Gene Ontology annotation, biological process: tRNA wobble uridine modification.